Molecule: messenger RNA, 324 nt
Organism: Peronospora belbahrii
Lineage: Eukaryota; Oomycota; Peronosporomycetes; Peronosporales; Peronosporaceae
Source: the annotation of a GenBank genome assembly
AUGUUCAUCGCCAACGGCGGCGUUCUUUUCCUCGUCGAUGCCGGCGGAAACGCUGGCGGCGAUGACUUUGGCGUCAGUGGUGGCACCUGCAGCACCAGAAGCUUCCACAUCAUCAGUCGAAGCAGCGCCCUUAGCCGAAGCAGCGCCCUUAGCCGAAGCAGCGCUCUCUUGGUCGGCCUCUUCGCUGAAGAGCCGCUCCCGACGGACACCGCAUCAUCGUUCCGCGCCGGCACCGCUCUAGAGGCCGUGGUGGCGCGGAACGAUGAUACGGUGGCAGCGACCCACUGGACAAGGCACGGCCGCGCGCGAAUAGUGAGAAGAUAG